Molecule: messenger RNA, 4702 nt
Organism: Condylura cristata (star-nosed mole)
Lineage: Eukaryota; Metazoa; Chordata; Mammalia; Eulipotyphla; Talpidae
Gene: CRYBG2
Product: absent in melanoma 1-like
Exons: 20
Coding region: 1-4599 (1532 amino acids)
Source: RefSeq, a predicted model, not a curated record
AUGGAGGAGGCAGGUGGGCCCCUGGCUCGGGCUGAGGCCCGAGUGGUGAGCGCCACAUUAAUGUGGCGACAGCGGCCCCCUGCUCAGGAAGAGACCAGACAUCAGUUUCAUAAGGUGUCCCUGGUGUCAGCGGCCCGGAUGGAAGCCGACCGGGAGGACCUGUACAGCUACCGUCGAGAGGAAAUCAAUGGCUUCGAUGUAUGGGAAGAAGAAACUGUGAAGAACCAGGGCCCCCAGGAUGGGCCUGGCUCCAGGAGCUUUGAGAGUCAUACACCCGUCUACUCCAGGAAGUACUCACCGCCCACUAAGGAGAAAAGGCCAGUGGGGAAGCCCAAGGAGGCCAUGGGUCAGAGUGACGGCAGCUCCCCGGACCCCAGGACUCAGGCCCCGAGCCUGGGAGCCAUGGCCAAGACUGAGCUUCUGGUGCCCCUGCAUGGGCCCCGUGAGCCCAGCCCCCACCCAGGUGUGAGUCUCCUCAGUGGGAGCCGCCAUGAGGUGCGGCAAGUGACACGCACUGUGCGGACCACCACAGUGGUGGGGGGGCAGGUGGACCGGCGGGUGAGCAGCUCUGUGACUGUGGGGUCCACACCAGGAGAGGCCCUGCCAAGGGGUCGCAACACUGUCCGCACGGUGCGGACAGUGGUCGUGAGCCCCCGGGCGGAGGGCUCGCCCAGCCACAGUCAGGCCAUAGAGCUGCUAAGUAGCCUGGUGCCUGCUGAGCGUGGCUCCCCUGCCAGCCGGCUUCCCCGGCCCACGGCUGUCGUGCCAAGGAGCCCGGGUCUGAGCAGCACAGCAGGAGCCAUCCUGGGGCAGCUGGAUGAGACAGGGACAGCAGAGCCAAAAGACAGAUCUGCCCUGGCCCCUGUGGGGAUCCUGGAGGGUGGCCACCUGCCUCAGGACCAGGAUCUCCUUACAGCCCACCCAGAUCAAGGCCAGGGCAGAGCCCUGGAUGCCAGGGCCCAUGAGACCCCAAGGGUGCAGGGAGGGUCCUGCUCCAAGCUGCUCCCUCACUAUUCCUCCCAGGGCCACACACCCAUACCCUCCUCACCCAGACUUAAAAGCCGUCACUCUUCCCUGGAACCGGUUCCCCUCCCAGAGCAGCCUGUGGUGCCCACUCAUCCCAGGACCCUGUUGACUGUUGAACCCAGGGGACUCCAGACCCUACCCUCUAUUAAAAGGGAAGGGCUCACAGAGCCCCCUGCUACCACCAUCCUGCCCAGGGUGAAGAUCGAGGUUGUUACAGUUCCUGAACAACCUCUUGCUCCAUCCUCUGUAAGAAAGAAGGCUGUCUCCAGCGUAAGGGGUCUCUCUGAUCCAUCUUCCCCACAGAAUAAGGUUUUUCAGGACUCUGAAAAUGUCUCUGUCUUCUCUAACCAGAAAGAGAUAGUACAGGGCCCUACUGACCUAACCCCCUCCCGGAAAGAGGUUGUCCAGGAUCCUGCUAAUUUCUUGGAUACCAGGCCUGAUGCUCCUACUGCCUCAUCCCCCAAGCCGACCAAGGUCGUCCAAUGCCCAGAGGGCAGCCCUAGCUCUCCCGAAGAGGUUAUCCAGGAUUUUGAAGGGCGCCUGGCCACUUCCCUGACUGAGGAAGAGACUGUUCAAGAUCUGCCUGAUUCUGUUAUCCCAUCUCCCAAACAGGAUAAGGUUGAUCGGGGCUCUGAAGGGAGCCCCACCUCAUCUCCCACUCAAAAAGAGGAUGUCCAGGGUCCUGCUGUUCUCCUUGUUCCCCCCUCUGUGGACAAGAUGCCUCCCAGCCCAGGGGAUGCCUCUGCCCCCGUGUCAGUGAGAACAGAGACCAACCUGAGGUCCCAGCUUGUCGCUGACUCCACUGAGGGCAAGACUCUUUCAGAGCCAUCAAUGGAGGAGGAGGAGGUGGCUCUGACCAGUGACUUGGAGAUGUUCCUGGAUACCCUUCGGAACAUGGACACCCCAGAGAUCCUUCGCACUCAUCGACUGCCACGGGCUCCACGCUCCUCCUACCUAGCCAUGUAUGCCACGCUGCCCGCCAUUGAGGAGGAUCAGUCUGUGCCGUGGGUGUUGGGACCCGGUCCUCAACUGGACGUGCCAGCACUGGAAGAGAAGGAGGAGGAGGAAGUGGAAGAGAAGGAGGAAGAAAUAGAGAACCCCUAUCUAAGCAGUGAGGAGAAGCUGCAGCACAAGCAGGAGAAAGCUGAGCCCAGCCUCCCCUGGGAGUCCCGCUCUGCCAGGUCCCCCCAGGUCUUUUGCUCCCCCCUGGAAAUGAUGAAGAAGCAUGUAGCAGGCGCCAAAGGCCCCCACCCAGAGCUGGGGCCAGAUUGGCAAGCCAGCAGCAGGCCCAUGUCCCGCCUUGGAGGCAGCCUUCUCUUUAGCAGUCUGAUGUCUACCAGCAAGGAGACAUCUGCCUUGGAGCCCCUGGGCAUAAAACUCUCCGCUCUGCCACCCCACAAGCCACCGGGGCUCAAGAAGGCACCAGGACAGCUGACUCUGCUCUGCAACGACAGGCCACCAGCGGAGGAGACUGAAUGUCCCCAGCCCCUGGAGGGGUGGAGCCCAGCAUUGAAGACCCAGACCAAGCUGAACACCAGGCCUGGCAAGAUGGUCCUCUUCUCAGAGCCCGGUUGCCGAGGCAGCAGCAGGGAGGUCUGGGAAGACGUUACUGAUGCCUCCGCCUGGGCCCGUGUAGCUUCUGUAAAGGUCAUUCGCGGCUGCUGGAUACUCUAUAAAGACCCAGAGUUCCAAGGUCAGAAGCUGGUCUUGCCUGAAGGAGAUGCAGAACUCGGAGCCAGUGGGUCAGCGUGGAGCACCCAAGGCAUCGGGUCCCUGAGGAGGGUUGUCCGGGACUAUGCUACCCCACAGAUCACCCUGUACUCUGAGGAGGGCCUCAAGGGGGAGCAAGUGAAGCUCACUGAAGCCUUGGAGGAUCCCCAGUGCCUGGAGGGGGCCCUGCAGGUGGCGUCUGCCACUGUCUCUGCAGGACUGUGGCUGCUGUACCCCAAGCCCUUCUUUGAAGGCACCCCCUGCAUCCUGGAGCCUGGAGAAUACCCCUCCUCAGAGGUCUGGGGUAUUCCAGACCCCAGCAUGGGCUCACUGAAGCCCAUGAAACUGGGUUGCCCAAGUGUGGAGAAGCCAGGGGAGCCCAAGGCCGUGGUAUAUGAGUCUCCAGGCUUUCAGGGCCGCAGCUGGGAAGUGAGCAGAGACAUCUACAACCUUCAGCAGCCAGAGGACAGCCAGAGCCCCCACCUGGACUCAGUGGGGUCCCUUCGAGUUCUGGGAGGCUGCUGGGUGGGCUACGAGAAGGAGGGCUUCCGAGGACACCAGUAUCUGCUGGAAGAAGGGGAAUACGCUGACUGGUCACACUGGGGAGGCUAUGACGAGGUGCUGACUUCCCUAAGGGUCAUCCGGACGGACUUUGGGGACCCGGCUGUGGUGCUAUUUGAGGCCAUGGACUUCGAGGGGCACCACGUGGAGGUGAGCGAGGCCGUACCGGACGUGGAGCUGGCGCGCUACGGCCCCCACACACAGGCCAUCCACGUGCUCAGCGGCGUGUGGGUGGCCUAUCAAGAGGUGGGCUUCUGCGGGGAGCAGUACGUACUGGAGAAGGGGGUGUACCGCAACUGCGACGACUGGGGCGCGGGCAACAGCGCCCUCGCCUCGCUGCAGCCGGUCCUGCAGGUCGGGGAGCACAAUCUGCGCUUUGUUUCAAAGAUUCAGCUUUUCAAUGGCCCCGACUUCUUGGGUGAGCACAUCUCCUUCGAGGAUGACCAGACCUCUCUGCCUCUCUCCUUCCAACCCCAGUCCUGCCGCGUUCACGGUGGCAGUUGGAUCCUGUUUGAUGAGCAGAAUUUUGAGGGUAACCAGCACAUUCUCUCUGAGGGCGAGUUCCCCACUCUCACGGCCAUGGGCUGUCUGACCUCCACAGUCCUGGGCUCUCUCCGGAAGGUGCCCCUGCACUUUUCAGAGCCCUCCAUUUUCCUGUAUGGUCUGGAGUGCUUCGAGGGGAAGGAGAUUGAGCUCCACGGCGAGGCCCGGAGUCUGCAAGCAGAAGGCUUCAAUGACCAUGUGCUGUCUGUGCGCAUCAAGGGCGGCAGCUGGGUGCUGUGUGAGCACAGUGACUUCCGGGGGCGCCAGUGGCUGGUGGGCAGCUGCGAGAUCACCAACUGGCUGACCUACAGCGGGACCCAGCGCGUGGGGUCCCUCUACCCCAUCAAGCAGCGCAGGGUUUAUUUCCGCCUCUGGAAUGCAGCCCUGGGGGGAUUCCUGGCAGUGCCGGACCACGUGGAGGACAUGAAGGCGGGCCGUGUGGUGGUCUCUGAGCCUCAAGCCGGAGGUAGCUGCAUUUGGUACUAUGAAGAUGGGCUGCUGAAGAACCAGAUGGCCCCCACCAUGAGCCUACAGGUGAUUGGGCCCCCCAGCAUGGGCUCCAAGGUGGUCCUGUGGGCUGAGAGCCGCCUGCCACGCCAGACCUGGAGCAUCAGUGAACUGGGCCACAUCUGCAGUCAGAUGUUCGAAGGCCAGGUCCUCGACGUGAAGGGUGGCCGUGGCUAUGACCGGGACCACGCUGUGCUGUGGGAGCUGGCCAAGGACAGGGAGUCCCAAAUCUGGACUGUCCAUGUGCUUUGAACUUUCCUCCAAACCCCCAGCCCUGGAGGCUUUCCCUGGGGUGAAAUGUUUUUAUAAAUUUUUUUGUUGUAAUAUAAGAUAUUUUCUAAUAUCUCUCCAGGUA